This is a messenger RNA of Calliphora vicina (urban bluebottle blowfly), 563 nucleotides long. RefSeq names its product UPF0587 protein CG4646. Gene Ontology annotation, molecular function: zinc ion binding. NCBI's taxonomy places the organism in Eukaryota, Metazoa, Arthropoda, Insecta, Diptera, Calliphoridae. The transcript is spliced from 2 exons. Bases 53 to 544 code for a protein of 163 amino acids. The record is from RefSeq and is a predicted model, not a curated record.
AGAAAAACGCCGACAAAAUAAAAAAAAUAAUUGACAAAAGCAUUUUGCAAAAAUGGUACGUGUAGCUUUACAAAUUUCCGCAACUUUGGAAAAUGUAGUAGAAUUGAAAACCUGCCACCCAGACUAUUCAUUCUUCAUCAAACUCACCUGUACAAAUUGUGGCGAAACAUCGGAUAAGUGGCAUGACAUAACCGAAUCGGAGCGCACACAACAGGAUUCACGUAAUCCCAAUGGCUUUAAUUUCUAUAUGAAAUGUAAAAUGUGCAGCCGGGAGAAUUCCAUAGAUGUGGUGGAGAAGUCGAAUGCUGUCUACACCCAGGAGGACAGUGGCAAAUUUAAAACCAUUGUUGUAUUUGACUGCCGUGGCGCUGAACCUAUGGAUUUUUCUCCUCGUAUUGGUUGGAUUGUUCGUUCUGUGGAUAAUGGUCAAACGUUUGAUGAAGUCGAUUUGUCAGAAGAUGAUUGGGUGGAUUUCGAUGAAAAGAAUAACAAUUCGGUGGGAAUUUAUGAAUUUGCUUCCAAAUUUAUUAAGUUGAAGAAGUAAAAGUGUUAAUAUUACUUGA